GCUGGGGUCACAUCGUAGUCCAAGUUAAACAACGGAUGUAAAUACAGAAGGGCACAGCGACACCGUUUCCCCUGUGUUUAUUGCCGUACUGACGGCAGGCUUUUGUUUUGUGUUUUUAAGAGACCGCCACAGCACUCAUCGUCAUCAUGUCCAUCAAGGCAAAGACAGUGGAGAAAGACCGUGCAGCGGCGUUUGACAGGGGUGUAUUUGUCAGCGCAUCUGCCUCUGCCGGAAAGCGGUCGUACUACUAUGAAGAGGAGCGUCGUUACAAAGGGGUGGACGCGGCCACCUCCGGGUCCUCGUCCUCGUCUUCAUCGCGUUCCAGCAGCCCAACACGCACCGGUGCCACCGCUGCACGCAGAGAAAGAGAUGCCGCGACCCACAGCAGCACCGAUAAGGAGGAAGAUGAGGAUGUAAGUGGCGAUGAAGAGGUGGUGCGACGUGCGCGGGCUGCGACGCAGGCAUUGCUUGGCGGUGGUGGAAGAAAAAAGAUACGCCCUGCGAGUGCGACAACAGAACCAAAGAACUCGGCUGCCGUUACGCUGCCGAAUGAACGGCUAGAGGCGUAUUUGCGUGGUCGGUCCGGGUCCAUGCCAACGUUGCGCAGUGGUGGACCGUCUACCGCUCCAUCAGCAGCGGCCGCAGCAACGGGCGCGAACACGCUGAGGGCACAUCACCUGUCCGCAAACUCCACGCCUCACGCAGAGACGGCGCAGUUUCCACCAACGAGCGCCAAGUCGCAAAACACAUCUCUACUGAACCGUCUCGCUGGAGCGACACAGCCAAGCGCCAACGCCUCCGCUUCGGACCAAGACAUGGCGAAACAGUCGGCUGCAUAUCAACAGGCGCUGCAGAUGCGCACCACGAACGUCGACUUUCAGCAACUCAUGUCCCUUUUAGAACACGACGUUCGACGAGAGCAGCAGCAGCAGCAGCAGCAGCAGCAGCAGCAGCAGCAACCGCGGCGAGAGAACACAGCGACGCUGUCCGACACUCUGACGACGUCGACGAAGACGGCCGCGGAAAGUCCUUCCACGGCACACGAUGCCGUCCCGGCUGCAACGCAGCAAAGAGAGUCUCCGCCGCCGCGCACCUUUGCCACGCUGGAAGACACAGCGUUGGAGGAGCUCUUCGAGGAUUGGUGUCAUCAGGGUACAAGCACAGUGGCCGGAGACGAUGAGGGUGAUGGCGGCGCUGAGGUGUUUAUUGCCGCAGAUCAUCGCGCGGCUGCUUUUACGCUUGCUGCGGUGGCCGCACACGAGCUGGACGCCUCCUCGUGGGGGCGCACGUCGGCUCCACGCAAUGCCGCACGUACCGCGUCGACCGUUGCGGCUUCUUCGUCUGCGGUGGCCGCCCCCGUGGUGAACGCGCCGCUGAUGUGGGAGGAGUUGAUGCUGAGCGAGGUGGCACGCCGCAACGCGCGCAGCAUGAACCACGACAGCAGCCGCAACAGCAGUGGAGGCGGUUUGCUGAGCAACCCGGCAGACGUCGCCGAAGAGGCAACACAGCGGCUUCGCCGAUUUCUGCAGUCUGUCGACUGCAUUGAGCGCUUGGUGAACCACCGCCGCUUUGUGCGCAGCGUCGCCGCGUACCUCUACGAACACCACAAAGUCUUUCUCCCGCACUACAUCACAUCCCCCGGCCUCUCUCCUCCACCAGCAGCCGCCUCAUCAGACGGAGCGCAGCUUGGAGCGUCCCCGUCGGUUCCCUCUUCCUCCUCAGUGGUGGAGCACCGUCACGAGGAGUACGCCGUCUACGAGGAGUUCGGCCGCCGUGUCUCCACAGCGUUGCUCUCGUAUCUCACGCACUACGUCGCCGGCUUCGACGAGGCUGAAUUUGUAGAGGCGCUGUACGAUACUCCCGCUGCUUUUGCGGAGGACGACGUGCCGGGCGACGUCAGCUCCGCAUCCGCUGUAAGAGGCCCGCAAAAUGUGCUGUCUUUCCCUGCGUGGCGGUUGGUGCUGGCCAUGAGUGACUUUGAGAGUUUCUUCGCGUGGAUGAUGGACUACAUUUACGAGGAAUACCACCUGGAUGGUCUGGCUGAUGAGAGCACCGGCUUGGUCGUGGCUGGCGCACGCGGACUGCGCGCACUGAUACGCUCGACAUACAGACCACCGCUGGAGGCGCCCGCUGAGGACGCUCCCGCGCCCCUGUCCGGGACCGAGGCCGCGACAGCAGUUCCACUCAGUGCCGCUUCCACACGGGCGGGUGUCUCGCAGUCUCCACCCCCGCCCCCCGUUCGCGACGCCGCGCAAAAUCCGCCGUCCUCCGCAGAGUCACCGUCACUGGAUGCACCGGGCGCCGAGUCGUCCUCCUCUUCGCCGCACUUGUCCGAGUCCCCGCCGCGGCCGAAAGGAACAUUGGCGCCUCUCACGUCCAGCGCACCGCUGCCCCCUUCGCCGCCCCCCACCCGCACCACGCUCUCGUCUUUGUCAGCCGCCUCUCUUCCUGUACGCGGCGGCAGCAGCAGCAGUGCCGGUGUGCCGGCAGGCUUGCAUCUUCGCCAGUUUUUUCCGUCCGCGCCGGCCAGCGCGGAGGGCGGCACACGCGCGGGGGCGAGUAAGAAGGCGACGCCGGUGUACCGUAAGCGGCAGACGACGCACCCCGGUCGCAACCUACCCCCCCUUACACCCCCCACGGACCACAUCGUGCGGCCGAGCAGCGUUGUAGACGAAGCGGAGGCGGCGAAUCCACAUGGUUGCGCGUCGCUCCCUGCGUCUCUUCGAUUGUCGGACGCGAGCUCUACCCCGGCUGGCGUUGCCCAGGCCUUCGCCAGCACCGCACCUCCGGCGCCGACAACUGCUGCGUCGGGGCUGGCUCCGGCGCACCGCGCUCCUCGCACACGAUCCUCUACGAGCAAAAAGGACUCGACCGCCGACGACGAUGCGAAUGCCUCCAGCGCGCGACCGAAGGCUGGCAAGGCACUGAAGGCAAAGCCACAGAAACCGAAGCUGAAUCGUUGA
Molecule: messenger RNA, 2963 nt
Organism: Leptomonas pyrrhocoris
Lineage: Eukaryota; Euglenozoa; Kinetoplastea; Trypanosomatida; Trypanosomatidae
Exons: 1
Coding region: 147-2963 (938 amino acids)
Molecular function (GO): SH3 domain binding
Source: RefSeq, a predicted model, not a curated record